CAGUAAAAUUCCUUCUAUGCUAUUUUCCUAUGUUGUUGUAUCUAUAAAGAGAGAGUGAACAUAAAUUCAUGCAUGAUACAUUGGACAAAUUAAUUUGUCCAAAUUUGUAUUUCAUUUAUAGAUUCAUGCUUACAUUUUGUUUGCAAUUUGCCAAGCACUAGCAGUUCAGUGAGUAUUUGUUAUGAAAUAUUAAAAAAAGAAAGAAAAUAAUUGUCCUUUAUUAUGAGUGUCCAAAUACAAUGGAAACAAAUUUUAUAAUUGUAAGAUCUGUUUAUUUAAAACAGGUUUCUGAAACAGCUUUCUUAUUUGCAAUAUGCUCUUUGGUUUUCUUUUAUAUUUAUGGCAAUAGAGUGUGGUGACAGUGGUCUAGACCAUGUUCUUUCAUUACAUUGAGAGAAACAUGAGUUGUAUCCCAAUGACGGAAGGCAAUUUCCUUCAGCCAGAAAAUCAUCAAUUAUGUGUUGCACUCAGCAAUUUCAUCUUGAGGUGAAAAUUUGAAAAGAUGUGCUUCAUCUUGAAGUCAAGGAUGACUCAUUUGGUGAUUUCAAGUACGGUGUUGAAAUCUUGUGUUGGUGUUGUCACAACACCAGCCACAACACCGUACUAGAAAGCAGGCAGGUGUUGAGAUUGACCUCGGAAAAUAUGAUGUAUUUCUGGCAGUUCGUGUUGAAGGCUGGUGUUGAAUGUUGUCUGCCGAACCCAGCAGGUGUUGACGAUCUACGUGUAAUUUCCCCAUUCACCAACACCAACCCCCAGCGAUUGGGAAAAUCAUGAUUUCAAGUUCGGUGUUGGUUUUGGUGUUGGCUAUCUCGAGCUCACGGACAGGCGGCGAACACGAUAAAAUAUCCCAGUAAAAUCAGCUUUUACAGUUAAGAUGAGUACAAAUCAUUUAAGCUUUAUAUAUUUUGAUAAUUGCUUUUUGGAAUUCUUGAAUUGAUUAAAGCAUUGGCAUUCUGUACGAUGAGAAUUUAUUGCAAUUUCUCCCCGAUUUCACUUUUGUCGUUGAGAAUUCUCAUGUACAGUUUAGAUGAUUUAGCAGCAUAGCGCAUAGGUAUGAUGUCUUGGGCUAUCGAUAACACAAUCAGUAUCGAUCUUCUGAACCCAGCUUGGUGUUGGAGCUCAGUUCUGCUGCCUUUUUACACUUUCAAAUCCAACACCGAACACCGUACUUGAAAUCACCCAUUGAAUCUUUUAUCUUUCAAACCCAAAUUUGUUCCCAAGGCAUGGUUUAUUACUGGAUUGUGAUAUGUGAAUAGAAUGAGAAUUUCACAUGAUUUUUUUUCUCCUAGAAUUUGGAAAUUAAACUAAUAAUCUGAAUAUGAUUUCAGUGGAAAUAUUAUUGAAAUUUAAUUAGUGUCCCAGUAGCUUGAUGUAAAUUGUCCACUGCAAUUCAUCCAGUCACACAAACUAUUACACAUCAACAAUUCUACUCAAACUUCCCUGUGGAUUCCAGCCAAGAUUUCACAUGACAUUUUGUCAGUAAAUCUUACACCGCUGGAAUCCGUCAGUGCCGUUACUAACACAAUUAUUGUAUCCUAGAUACCUGUGUAGUCCCACACUAUCAUCUUCGUGUUUGUGUGAAUCUCUGCUUUUCUUUUCUACUUUGUUUAUCCAGGUUCCUCUGUGUUGUUUUCAUAGUGUGCUCUUAAACAAGAAGAUCUUGAGAUUAGAUGAUAUCAAGGAGAGUGAUCUUAAUGACUUGAAAAGCAAGCUGAAGGUUGAGAUCAAGUCUCUACUGGCUGUACCAAUCAUCAACCAAGCUACCUCUAAAGUGGUGGGUGUUGCUUGUGCAAUCAAUAAACGAGGUGCAAAGAAAUACACAAAUGCAGACAUUGACGUGAUCAAACAUUGCUUCAAAUACACAGUACCUGUCCUGACGAGUACAUUAGCCCUACAGAAAGAAACACAGCUAAAGCAUGAAACACAGUGCAUGCUUCAAGUAGCCAAGAACCUCUUCACGCAUCUUGGUAAGUUCAAAGAUGAUGCAAUCCUCUGGUCUCAGAUGCCCUUAGAAUUAGCUUCCUUGAAUGCACAGAUCAAUCUGCAUGCCCCUCAUAGCUUAGACGUCAUCCCUUUGUCAAAGGCUCCUCUUUUCACCUUCCAAGUGUCUUUCGAAGGAACAGAGUUAGAUGUAGGCUUAGAGAGUCUUGAGAGUUGUGAUUCUUUUGGGCGUGUGAGAGGGUGGAGGGAUAUGUCGGAAAAAGAGGUCGAGAGUGUGGAGGAGUUCUUGCAUCUUGAGAGGUCACUGAUAGCAAGCAAGGGAGCAACUGAUGAUGGGGUUUCAGACGGAUCAGACAGCAGUAGCACUUGCAGUCAAGGUAGUCUGGUUGGAUCGUCAAGCUCUAGCAGUGCAGGAAGCCGACGGGUACUCUGGGAUAGUAUGGAGACUGAAACUUUGCAAGCAUUGACUGAGCUUGGUUUUGGAAGUAGUGUGUCGUUACAAGGAGACAGGUACCCAUUAUUCAAGGUUGCCAAGUCCUCGGGGACUUCUAGUAGCUCUAUUAUCUGUGCCAAGUCGAUAUGUAGCUCUGACAGUUGCCCCCAUUCCAGUACUACCACUCUUGCCGUACCUUGUGAAUCCUUGGAAGUUCUGACCUCAAAGCCAUCAGUCAGUCUUGUGGAUCAUAAGGGCAGUGCCAAGAGUAUCCUAUGUGAAUGUUGUUACAGGAGAGCUUCAGAUGACAUGAAAUCUGAAGGUCCUCAGCAUGAUCAGCAGCAGCUACCUUCAUGUAAUAAAAAGACAAUCCCCAAGGUCAUACUGACCACCCCAGGUCUUUCAGAGUGUCUUUUGUUUGAGGAUUUCAAUGAUGUUAUUCCAUGUGAAUGCUACGUGUCACCAAGUGGUCACCUUCUGCAUACUGUCCCUGCUUCCGGUCAAACCGUUGGUGCUGGCAUCAAGCCAGACACUGCAAGCAUUGAUCAUCAGUUCUCUGCAAAUGAUCCUGUCCCUGAUCCCCAAAGUAACAAUUCCUAUAAGGUGUUCCAGAGCUCCAAGGCCCUUCUAGGGACAGAUGACGCUGAUAGAUUGCUGUGUACUAGAGGUUCUACCUUCCAGCUUGACUGGAAUUCAUCCAAUGUCGAAAUUCAGCAGAUCCCUCAGUCAAGCCUCCCAGUUUCCAAAGGUCCAAGUCUCCAAGGAACAUGUAGGUGGGCUGUUCUUGGUUCUUGUUCUUGGUUCUACAGUUGUUGAUUCAGUUUUCAUCUUGACUUUUAGAGUUCUAGUUGGAAUUUUUAAGUAUAACCCAAUUUCCCUGGUCAUUGAAUGUUGUAUUGAUUUUCAGUGUUCACAGCAUUUUGCUGUAGUUCUUGUAAUUAAAACUCUCAGGAAACCUGGGGAGUGUUUCAUAAAACAAAUAGUGAUAAAUUUGCUCUGAGCCAAAUCAGAUGCAAUGAUUUUUGUAGCUUGUAACAUGAAUUAAAAUCACGAUCUCUUUUGUGAAAUACUUCCCAGGACAAUGUUUUGCCUUUACAGUUCAAGUUGACCUGUUUGAAUUUCACUACAUUUCAUAGUUCUUUGGCUUUAUCAGUAUUGUUGCUAAACAUGUAAUAUCACAGUGCUCUUUAGAACAAGGUUCUAGCCAUUACAAAGAAUAGCUCAAUGGUCAACCAUCUUCAAUG
Messenger RNA from Lytechinus pictus (painted urchin), 3618 nucleotides. RefSeq lists its product as uncharacterized. The record is from RefSeq and is a predicted model, not a curated record. Bases 1931 to 3190 code for a protein of 419 amino acids. NCBI's taxonomy places the organism in Eukaryota, Metazoa, Echinodermata, Echinoidea, Temnopleuroida, Toxopneustidae. The transcript is spliced from 4 exons.